UUUGUUUUCAAUUGGUGCGGGUUAUAAUCUUUUCAGGUUAGACCCGGGAAGUUUAUGGAAAGAAGUUAUCUCCUAUCGUCAAAUGUUUACAAACAAAUUUCAUGAAAAAUCCAUUCUUCCGCGCUUUUAAUUACAAAUCGGAAAAUACGAAAAUUGUCACACAUGUUUAUCGGAUUGGAUAAAUUUCCGUCGGCAAGAACGGCUUCUACACCUGAGCCCAAAAUGGAUCUCCAUCAGUCGGACCAUCUCUGUCCGGGCAACUUUCAUGAAUUCUGAACCACUCGGUUUUCAAAGACUGGAUGGCUUUUCCCUGGAACAUGUUCGAAAACAAGUAUUUCUCGUUCUGUUAAAAAACGUCGAGAUCCUCUCAAAUGUCGGUCUGUUACGUUUUUUUACAAUCGUUUUGCCGGUAAUUUCAUGAGAUGGGCAAGGAUCACGUUAGGUCUUUUAUUAUACUCUUGCUCAGCCUCCUCUGUUAUUACAAUAGUUUCUAUUGUGGCUUUGUCUUCGAUGACAUCAGCGCUAUCAAAGAGAAUCGAGACUUAAGACCGCACACCCCCAUCAAAAAUAUCUUUUUCAACGACUUUUGGGGCACACCGAUUCACAAGGAACAAAGCCACAAGUCAUACAGGCCAUUAUGUGUACUUACAUUCCGUUUGAACUAUUACAUCCAACAGUUGGAACCCUUCGGCUAUCAUUUGGUGAAUGUUAUAUUGCAUUCAGUUGUUUCUCUUCUAUAUUUGAGAGUCUGCUCUAUAUUUCUUCCCGAUUUGCCAAGUUUCAUCGCAGCUUUACUUUUUACUGUCCACCCGAUACACACAGAGGCAGUGACUGGGGUAGUCGGUCGAGCCGAAACAUUGUCAUCGCUCUACUUUUUGAUCGCAUUUCUCCUGUAUGUUAAAGCGACAAAAGAAAAAAAUAAAUUCGGUUGGCACCUUUUGUUUUUAUGUUUCGCAAGUGUGGCUGGGGCCAUGCUGUGCAAAGAACAAGGGAUCACAAUUACAUCAAUUUGUUCUAUAUAUGAAAUAUUCAUUGCUCAGAAGAUCCAACCGUAUGAGUUUAUAAAGUUUAUGAAAUGGAUAUUCUGUGGGAAGCCUAUUAUCAAAAGUUGGUCGCCACAGGCUACGAAAAGAAUCAUUUUUCUUAUUGCAAUUUCAGUGGCGUUACUUAUUAUUAGAAUAAUGGUUAUGGGCGCAAGGCUCCCAGUUUUCACAAGGUUUGAUAAUCCAGCAUCAGCGUCUCCAUCUCCAACUCGGCAAUUGUCAUACCAUUACCUUAUAUCGUUAAAUACGUGGUUACUUUUGUUUCCUUGUGAUUUAUGUUGUGACUGGACGAUGGGCACUAUUCCACUUGUUUCUUCGUUCACAGACUUAAGAAAUAUAUCAACUUUAUUAAUGUAUUUAACAUUAGGUGCGUUAAUUCAUAGUGCUGUUACAACUAGAAAUAGGCAAAAAGGGACUGUGAUUAUUAUGGGAUUGGCAUUUAUGGUUUUUCCCUUUCUGCCUGCUUCAAAUAUUCUUUUCCCAGUUGGGUUUGUUGUUGCGGAAAGGGUACUUUACAUGCCGUCUAUGGGAUUUUGCAUGUUGGUGUCAUAUGGAUGGUUCCUCGUCUACACAAAUAAGUUUAAGAAGUUGUCUUGGAUCGGCUUGAUUGUCUUGAUCUUGUGCCACAGUUGUAAAACGUACAGGAGAAAUUGGGAUUGGGAAACAGAAUACUCGUUAUUCAUGGCAGGAUUGCGCGUAAAUCAGAAAAAUGCAAAAUUAUUCAAUAAUGUCGGACAUGCGCUUGAAUCUCAGGGGCGUUUCUAUGAAGCACUUCAGUUUUUCAAUAAAGCCGUCAGCGUUCAGCAAGAUGAUAUCGGUGCUCACAUAAAUGUUGGGCGAACUUAUAAUCAUUUAAAUAUGUUCAAAGAAGCUGAAGAGGCCUACUUAAAGGCAAAAUCUUUAUUACCAAAAGCCAAACCUGGCCAAAGUUAUCAGGCUCGUAUAGCACCAAAUCACCUAAAUGUAUUUUUAAAUCUAGCCAAUUUAAUUGCCAAAAAUGAAACUAGAUUGGAAGAAGCGGAUUUACUGUACAGGCAGGCUAUAAGUAUGCGAGCCGAUUAUACUCAAGCGUAUAUCAAUCGAGGAGAUGUACUAUUAAAACUCAAUCGUACCAAAGAGGCACAAGAAGUAUAUGAAAGAGCUUUAUUUUAUGAUAGUAACAACCCUGAUAUUUAUUACAAUCUUGGAGUUGUUUUCCUUGAACAAGGAAAAGCUUCGCAAGCCCUCGCUUAUUUGGAUAAAGCCUUAGAAUAUGAUCCUGAGCAUGAGCAAGCUCUGCUCAACUCUGCUAUUCUUCUACAAGAGUUAGGAAGGGCCGAACUAAGGAAAUUGGCCAGAGAAAGGCUACUAAAAUUGCUACAAAAGGACACAAAUAAUGAAAGGGUUCACUUCAAUCUUGGAAUGCUGGCUAUGGAUGACAGAGAUUUGGCUGGAGCAGAGAAUUGGUUUAGAAGAGCUAUACAAAUAAAGCCAGAUUUCCGUUCAGCUUUAUUUAAUCUAGCGCUCUUGCUAGCGGAUGAUCACAGGCCACUAGAAGCGGCGCCUUUCCUCAAUCAAUUAGUCCGAUUCCAUCCAGAUCAUGUCAAAGGGCUAAUAUUAUUAGGAGAUAUUUAUAUUAACAACAUUAAAGAUCUUGAUGCUGCAGAAAAUUGCUAUAAACGGAUUUUAGAACUGGAACCGAAUAAUAUCCAGGGAGUACAUAAUUUGUGCGUUGUCUAUGUUGAAAGAGGAUCGCUCGAACGAGCUGAAACGUGCCUAAAGAGGGCACACAAGCUCGCUCCAAAUGAAGAUUACGUCUUAAGACAUUUGUCUAUUGUACAGUCACGAAUUGCGAUGGCUAAAAAAAACGACGAGUCCACGGAACCACCCAAGCCAGUGGAGGAGAAUUAUAACAAUUAGAUGAUUAAAUUUGAGAUUUAAUCCUCAAUUGGUAAACGAUACUUAGAUAAGAAAGACAACAUAUAAAAAUAUAGUUGUUAUUUUUCCGAAGAGACAGUUAAUUUUUAUUUAUUUUUUUAUUUUUCGGGGUGAUAAAUGGCUGAUUGUGAUUGAAGAGAAAUACUGCAAAGUAAUUUUUUUCUCUGUAAAUUCAAGAUUAUCUAAAUAAUUAAAUGUACAUUAUUUGCGCCGUGAAAAUUUGAAAUUUUAUUUACCCAGUUAAAAAUUUAAAAAAAGAGCUCUUUAUGAUUGAUCACUAAUAAAGUUAAUUCUGACAAAGGUAACACAGUUACACCUAAGACAAAUUAAUAACAGAGUUUUCUUAAGGCUUAGAAAAUGAAAAGCAUCUAGUGAGCUAUUUUUGUACCUGUCGGUGUAUUAUUAAUAUAAAAAUUCAUGUUGUAAAAUAAGUCCAUAGUAUUUUUUCAUGGUAAGUUUUAAUGAAAAUUUCAGGUACUUGAAAACAAAUCAUUAACCAUUGUAUUCCACUAUCUGUAAUUCCAUCCUCCCAGAACAUCUUGCUGUGAUUUCAGCAUUCCUCAAGUAAAUUGUUUUCAUGAUUAAUAGAGAUCAUGAGA
Cimex lectularius (bed bug) is the source of this 3559-nucleotide messenger RNA. It is a transcript of the gene Tmtc3, whose product is annotated as transmembrane and TPR repeat-containing protein CG4050. Gene Ontology annotation, cellular component: endoplasmic reticulum. The coding region runs from base 423 to 2942 and encodes 839 amino acids. The record is from RefSeq and is a predicted model, not a curated record. The transcript has 15 exons. Lineage: Eukaryota; Metazoa; Arthropoda; Insecta; Hemiptera; Cimicidae. Gene Ontology annotation, biological process: protein O-linked glycosylation via mannose. Gene Ontology annotation, molecular function: mannosyltransferase activity; protein binding.